Arachis duranensis is the source of this 1434-nucleotide messenger RNA. RefSeq names its product 3-ketoacyl CoA thiolase 1, peroxisomal. NCBI's taxonomy places the organism in Eukaryota, Viridiplantae, Streptophyta, Magnoliopsida, Fabales, Fabaceae. Gene Ontology annotation, biological process: phenylacetate catabolic process; fatty acid beta-oxidation. Gene Ontology annotation, cellular component: peroxisome. The record is from RefSeq and is a predicted model, not a curated record. Gene Ontology annotation, molecular function: acetyl-CoA C-acyltransferase activity.
AUCGUUUUCAAUUCAACACAAUCAAUCAACUGAUCUCACUGCUUCAAUAUGUGCUGCUGGGAAUUAUGCUUUUGGGCAACCAGGUGUACCUAGAGAUGAUGAUGUGGUGAUUGUAGCUGCAUACCGAACUGCCAUUUGCAAAGCGAAGCGUGGUGGCUUCAAGGAUACCCUUCCGGAUGAUCUACUUGCCUCAGUUUUGAAGGCUGUAAUAGAGAAAACAAAUGUUGACCCAAUUGAAGUAGGAGAUAUAGUAGUUGGUACAGUACUCGGACCCGGAUCAGAGAGAGCAAUUGAGUGCAGAAUGGCAGCCUUUUAUGCAGGUUUCCCCGAGGUGGUACCUCUUCGCACAGUGAAUAGACAAUGUUCAUCAGGACUUCAAGCUGUUGCUGAUGUUGCCACUUAUAUAAGAGCCGGGGUCUAUGAUAUUGGCAUCGGAGCUGGAUUGGAGAGUAUGUCACAGGACAACAUUUCAACUAUUCGCACUGGCAACCCAAAGCUAGACACAUUUAAACAAGCCCGUGAUUGUCUUCUUCCAAUGGGAAUCACUUCUGAGAAUGUUGCAAAGCGUUAUGGUGUGACAAGGCAGGAGCAAGAUGAGGCAGCUGUUGAGUCUCACAAGCGUGCUGCAGCUGCAAGAGAAUCUGGUAAAUUCAAAGAUGAAAUUAUACCAGUUUCUACCAAGAUUGUGGAUCCAAAAACCGGAGAGGAGAAGCAAAUUAUAGUUUCGGCUGAUGAUGGUAUCCGGCCUAACUCAAAUUUAAUGGAUCUAGCAAAGCUGAAGCCUGCAUUCCAGAAAGAUGGUUCAACAACAGCAGGUAAUGCUAGCCAAGUUAGUGAUGGUGCCGCAGCAGUUCUCCUCAUGAAGAGAAAAGUAGCCGUGCAAAAGGGGCUUCCGAUUAUUGGAACCUUCAGGAGUUUUGCUGCUGUCGGAGUAGAUCCUGCUGUUAUGGGAGUUGGCCCGGCAUUUGCUAUUCCAGCUGCAGUGAAAUCUGCUGGUCUUGAACUUCGUGACAUUGACUUGUUUGAACUCAAUGAGGCAUUCGCAUCUCAGUUUGUUUAUUCCUGCAAGAAAUUGGGACUUGAUCGUAACAAGGUCAAUGUAAAUGGUGGUGCUAUUGCUCUAGGUCAUCCUUUGGGCGCUACAGGUGCACGCUGUGUUGCAACUCUAUUGAAUGAGAUGAAGCGUCGUGGCAAUCGAUUUGGUGUAAUCUCAAUGUGCAUAGGGUCAGGCAUGGGAGCUGCUGCUGUAUUUGAAAGGAGUAUUGAAGAUUUGUGCAAGUUUAGUCAUUAUGUUCUUGAUAUUACAUGAUUUGAAGUGUUUUCAUUUUGAAUUAGGUUAUGAUCGGAAGGUUAAAACACGGGAGAGAAAAAGAGUAAAAGAGAAUGGAAUUUAUCAUGGCAAAAAUAAUUAAAUAAAUGUCCUUUGAUUUGUCA